AAUGGCAAUGGCAAUGGCAACGGUAAUGGCAAUGGAAAUAGUAAUGGUAAUGGAAAAGGUAAUGGAAGUGAUAAGAAAGAGAAGGAGAAGGAAAAGAAGGAGAAAAAGCCAAAAGAGAAAAAGCCAAAGAAGCAACGUGAUGAAGCCUCGGAUUAUGACAAGCUGUCAGAACUGCCAUCAGGUCAAGAACGAGGNUUCUGCAGAAGAAACACCACCUGUGAGUNCAAGACCAUUGUGUGUCCAACCGAGUGCGCAAAGAGGAAGCCCAAGAAGAACAAGAAGUCGAAGGCAUGUUUCAUUGACUGUAGCAGCAGCAAAUGUGAAGCCACCUGCAAGGUAAGGAAAGCUAACUGUGAUGGGUAUGGAUCUCUGUGUUAUGAUCCUCGUUUUGUGGGUGGUGAUGGUGUGAUGUUCUACUUCCACGGUGCCAAAGGAGGAAAUUUCGCCAUUGUUUCUGAUGAUGAGUUCCAAAUCAAUGCUCACUUCAUUGGUACUCGACCACAAGGNAGGACUCGUGACUACACAUGGGUGCAAGCACUUGCUGUCAUGUUUGACUCACACACUCUUGUUAUUGCAGCCAAUAGAGUGUCUCAUUGGGAUGACACCAUUGAUUCUCUCACAGUGAAGUGGGAUGGUGAACUAAUCAGUGUUCCAACUGAUGGAGANGCUGAAUGGAGGGCCAAUGGAGAUGAAAGAGAAGUGGUUGUGGAGAGAACCGANGAGACCAACACUGUGAGAGUGAUGGUUUCGGGUUUGGUCGAGAUGGACAUAAGUGUGAAGCCUAUUGGAGAGAAAGAAAACAAGGUUCACAAUUACCAGUUGCCACAAGAUGAUGCUUUUGCCCAUUUGGAGACACAAUUCAGAUUUAAGAAAAGUACAGAUAAUUUUGAAGGAGUUUUGGGUCAGACUUACAGACCAGGGUAUGUUAGCCCUGUCAAGAGAGGGGUUCCUAUGCCAAUGAUGGGUGGGGAGAACAAGUACGAGACUCCCUCUCUC
Molecule: messenger RNA, 996 nt
Organism: Vigna radiata var. radiata (mung bean)
Lineage: Eukaryota; Viridiplantae; Streptophyta; Magnoliopsida; Fabales; Fabaceae
Exons: 2
Source: RefSeq, a predicted model, not a curated record